GUUGAUAUAUAGAUUGACCGAACGUAUUGUAUUGGUGAAAGAGUUGGAGAGUGAAGAUGUUCGAUCCGGAUAUGUUCGAUACGCAUCAUCAUAUGCUUGAUAUGACCUUUAACACUUCAGAAAACGAAUUGGAGAAUGUUAGAGACGAUGAUUUUGAGGCCAAAUCGGGAGCUGAAAUGUUAGAGGAAGCUUGUGGGAGUGACCAACAACGCUCCAAGAAGAAGCGCUAUAAUCGCCAUACGCAGCACCAAAUCCAAGAAAUGGAAGCAUUCUUUAAGGAAUGUCCUCACCCAGAUGACAAGCAGAGAAUGGAGCUGAGCCGCGAGCUGGGUUUGGAGCCUUUGCAAGUCAAGUUUUGGUUCCAGAACAAGCGUACCCAAAUGAAGGCCCAACACGAAAGACAUGAAAAUGCAAUGUUAAAAGCCGAUAAUGAAAAGCUUCGAGCGGAGAAUAUUCGGUACAGAGAAGCAUUCGCCCAUUCAACAUGCCCCAACUGCGGAUCCUCCACAGCCCUCGGCGAAAUGUCCUUCGAAGAUCAACAUUUGCGUAUCGAGAAUUCCCGUCUGCGAGAUGAGAUCGACCGAAUGAACGGAUAUGCCCCAAAAUGUGGAAAGCCACUGCCUUCUUCCUAUUACCACCUCCCCUCCAACGCCCCCACGCGAUCUCUCGACUUGGGCAUCACAAAUUUCGGUCAACAGUCGUGUUUCGUCGGAGAAAUGUACGGAACCGCCGACUUUCUCCGCUCCAUUUCCAGACCUUCUGAAGCCGACAAGCCGGUCAUUGUGGAGUUGGCCGUUUCCGCUAUGGAUGAACUGACCCGGAUGGCUCAGGCUGGGGAACCCUUGUGGGUUCCGGGUGAUACCAAGUCCAGUGAAGUGGUGCUUAAUGAAUCCGAGUAUUUGACCAGUUUCCGAGGCGGAAUUGGGCCCAAAUCGUUGGGCUUGAGAACUGAAGCUUCGCGUGUUUCGGCUAUUGUGUUCAUGAACCACGUGAAGCUUGUGGAUAUUUUUAUGGAUGCCACGCAAUGGUCGACUGUGUUCUGUGGGAUUGUUUCGAGAGCAUCCACAGUGGAGGUUCUUUCCGCCGGCCUUCCUGGAAACUGCAACGGGGCCUUGCAUGUGAUGAGCGCUGAAUUCCAAGUCCCAUCGCCGCUGGUUCCGACUCGCGAAAACUACUUCGUAAGAUAUUGCAAACAGCACAGCGAUGGCACAUGGGCUGUGGCUGAUGUUUCCUUGGACACUUUGACCCCUUCUCCCAUCCCAAAGGGCCGACGGAGACCCUCUGGUUGUUUAAUUCAAGAAUUGCCCAACGGCUACUCUAAGAUCACUUGGGUGGAACAUGUAGAGGUCGACGAAACUGGCGUCCCUUCAAUGUAUAGACCGCUCGUUAAUUCAGGCCUCGCUUUUGGAGCUAAACGAUGGGUCGCUACGCUUGAUAGGCAGUGUGAACGUCUAGCCACUUCCAUGGCAACCACCAUAGCGACCGGCGAAUUACGCGUGAUGUCGAGUAUUGAGGGAAGGAAGAGUAUGUUGAAGCUGGCUGAAAGAAUGGUGACGAGCUUUUGCGCUGGCGUCGGCGCGUCCAGUAUACACGCUUGGACGGCUUUGCCGGCCGCCGGCAGUGAUGAUGUUCGUGUUGUGACGAGGAAAAGCACCGAUGAACCAGGGCGUCCACCUGGUGUUGUGCUUAGCGCGGCUACCUCUUUUUGGAUCCCUGUUUCUCCUAAGGUUGUGUUUGAUUUCCUUCGGAAAGAGAAAUCUCGAAGCGAGUGGGAUAUUCUGUCGAACAGGGGCUUGGUUCAGGAAAUGGCAAACAUAGCCAACGGCCGCCACUCUGGAAAUUGUGUCUCGUUGCUUCGUGUCAAUAGUGCAAAUUCGAGCCAGAGCAAUAUGCUGAUACUACAAGAGAGCUGCACCGAUUCCACAGGAUCAUACGUUGUUUAUGCUCCGGUGGACACUGUUGCAAUGAACGUGGUGCUAAGCGGUUGCGACCCGGAUUACGUGGCGCUUUUACCAUCGGGAUUCGCCAUACUUCCCGACGGACCCGCCGGCAGCAACGGCGGAGGAAUUCUGGAGGUGGGGUCCGGUGGGUCACUAAUCACUGUUGCAUUUCAAAUCCUGGUUGAUUCAGUUCCAACGGCGAGACUUUCAAUUGGAUCGGUUGCCACCGUUAACAGUCUGAUUAAGUGCACGGUUGAGAGGAUCAGAGCCGCUGUGAUGCGUGAAACCCAUGAUUAAAAAACUCUCCUUUUUAAGUUUAAGCAGUAGCAGAGGAAGAAGAGGAGUUGAGAAGUCAAGAACGCACCUUGAAAAGCACUUUCUGCAGCCUCGCACGGUGCUUUAGAGACGAACGGGAAGAGUUUGUAGGUCGGGAAAAACAGAGGAUUGAGCCCUGAAGGGUUAAGAUGAGGUUCGGGCAUUGACAACUCAACGAUUAGGAAGGUUUUUGUGGUUUUGUAAUUCUCUAUUUCUCUAGGUUUCCUUCUCAUUAGGUCGGUGGUGAAUAAUGUGUAGAGACUCCUAUGUUUCAUUCUCCUUUAUUGGUUGGAUUCACUCUGAAAAAUUCUUUGUUUGAGUUUUGAAUUUGUUUCCAUAUGAACAUCCCUCUCAAAAUGAUAGAUUCCAAUGUAUUGUUUGUGUGUUGAACUA
Molecule: messenger RNA, 2648 nt
Organism: Cucurbita moschata (crookneck pumpkin)
Lineage: Eukaryota; Viridiplantae; Streptophyta; Magnoliopsida; Cucurbitales; Cucurbitaceae
Product: homeobox-leucine zipper protein PROTODERMAL FACTOR 2-like
Exons: 11
Coding region: 57-2237 (726 amino acids)
Biological process (GO): regulation of DNA-templated transcription
Molecular function (GO): DNA-binding transcription factor activity, RNA polymerase II-specific; DNA binding; lipid binding
Source: RefSeq, a predicted model, not a curated record